CUUUGCUCACAAUACGAUGCAUUUUGCCUUUAAAUUUUCUUCUAGUUAUGCAUUGGCGAUAUUCGACAAUCCUAACCUGGAGUCACUUUGGGAAUUUCAUCCAAAUUUUAAGAUAAAUAACAGAAAUCCGAAGACGAUUAAUGGAAUGUUUGUGCAGCUAAAUCCACGAUUAUGCCUUAAAAAUAUUUAUCCAUUGGUUGAGGACGUUUUAAAAUGGAAUAAAAGCGAUCCGAAUGUUGAUAUAUCUGAGACAACAAACGGAAAUGCCAGAAAUUGUGAUGUCAACUUCGUUAAUUUAACAAUAACAGGACGUCAAAAGUGUUUCAAACCCGGGCUUUGUGUGAAAGUUUCUUGGCCAAACAAAGUUGAAGACUAUCGAAAUCUUAUACUCUAUUCUGUUUGGUAUAGAGAAACAACAAGUACUGAUCUCAAUGAGUAUGAUGAUAUCGACGCCUGCAACUCAGAUCACGUGUGGGAACGUCAAGACGUCUCUUCAAAAAGAAGACCGAUCAUCUCAGGGACUGUGUAUGGACUGAAGGCGCACACGCUGUACGCAUUUCGUGUAAAAGCCAUUGUGAUCGGGGGAACUGGUGUCAAGAGUUACAUCACUUAUUUCAAAACAAGGCAAACAAAACCAUCUGUGCCUCGUAGUCACGAGGUUAGUUAUUUAUCUUCAUCCUCGUUGCAAGUGAAGUGGAGGGAGCCUUUCUUUCCUAACGGCGAGAUAACGCAUUAUCUUGUGAAAUAUAAGGAAAGUUCAUCAUCAUCAUAUUUGUGGAAUUUAAAUAUUAAUGUUGAUUGGUGUCAAAAUAUAGACUCGUCUAUCAAUUUCUAUAAGAAGAAGAAAGUAAAAGAUAAAUUGACGUCAGGAAACCAAACUUGCCCCGUCAAUUUAACCUGCAACUGUGAUAACGAGAAAGAUGAAAAACAAAGUCUUGAUCUAAAGGAAGCGUUGUUUGCGAAAGAAUUUCAGGAUAAAAUUUUGCAAGAAGUCUUUAAAAAAAAUGAUACAAACAACAAUAAAAUCACUACAACUCCUCGGCCUUGUGGUAAUUACAGUAAGAAUUCUUCAUGUUCAACCCAGCGACCAAAUACACAAGAAUUAUCAACAUCAAUUUCCACGACACCUACGUCGGUGUUAUCCACAACCACUGCCCCUCUUGUUAUACUGAAUACCACCCAACAGACUAUUAUUUUAGAGGGAUUGAAAUAUUUCACCGAAUACAGUGUUGAGGUAUGUGCGUGCAAUUCUGGAGCUGGUUGUGGAGAAAACAGAGGAUAUGUCACGCAAUGUUCAACUGUCCUUGGAAGAACUGGAAAGAGCGACACGGCGGAUGAUGUUGGUGAUACUCUAACGUUUGACGCAUAUAACGAUUCUAAACAGUUUACGUUAACAUGGAAGGCUCCUGAUAGACCGAACGGGAAGGUCUUAAGAUACGAUGUCUGGAUUCAGUAUAAACCAAUCAAGGGAAAUGAAACGGUUGAUGAUCAACAGUGUGUGAUCGAUGCCGAGUAUAUUAAAAAAGGAGCUUCAUUUGGCGAUUACACAGCAAAAGUAAGGGCUAUAACACCUGUUGGAAAUGGUUCGUGGAGUAACCAGGUCAACUUUAGAAUUGAUGAAAAAAUCACACCACCGGGAAUUGAAGCUCAAAAAGAAGACGCCAACUUUGUGACUGUUGUUGGUGUCAGCGUUGGCGCCAUUCUGUUUGCUCUUGUAGUUUUUGUUGUUCUUACGUUUUCGUUAGUAAAAAGGCACAAGAAGAGUAAACAUGGAGCCGGAGUUCUUUUUUCUUCAACUAAUCCGGAAUACUGGAACUGCUCGGACGUAUAUGUUCCGGAUGAAUGGGAAGUGCCACGCGGUGAUGUCACUCUAAUACGUGAACUUGGCAAUGGUUCAUUCGGAAUGGUAUGGGAAGGGGAAGCUGUUGGAAUAUUACCUGGCGUUCAUUCUUGCAAAGUUGCCGUCAAGACUGUAAGUGAUACCAGUUCCAUUCGAGACAAAGUUGAAUUUUUGAAAGAAGCUUCGAUUAUGAAAGCAUUUAAUUGCAAUCAUGUAUUGCGGUUACUUGGAGUGGUUUCUGCCGGUGAUCCAGUCCUAGUGAUCAUGGAACUGAUGGAAAAUGGAGACCUGAAAAGUUUUCUGCGGAAACGCAGACCGGAUUCAGAGGAAGAUUGCUCUCUUCCGCCGCCGACAAAUGUUGAACUGUUUCAAAUGGCCGCUGAGAUUGCGGAUGGAAUGGCGUAUUUGGCUGAUAGAAAGUUUGUUCACAGAGAUCUUGCUGCAAGGAAUUGUAUGGUAUCAGGCAAUCAAACCUGCAAAAUUGGAGAUUUUGGACUAGCACGAGAUGUAUACGAAACAGAUUACUAUCGAAAAGGCACUAAAGGUUUUUUGCCAGUUCGCUGGAUGUCUCCAGAGUCUUUGAGAGAUGGAGUAUUUUGCAGUGCUUCUGAUGUUUGGUCAUAUGGCGUAGUUCUCUGGGAAAUGGCGACGUUAGCCGAACAGCCGUAUCAAGGAAAAUCCAAUGAGGAAGUAAUGAAGUUUGUUCUGGACGGAAAUAUUAUGGAUAUUCCUGAAUCGUAUCCAAGAAAGUUGUUGGAAAUAAUGUUGCUCUGCUGGCAACAAAAACCUAGAAAUAGGCCUACCUUCCUGUCUAUUGUCGAAAACCUUGAAGGAUAUCUCACAUUAGACUUCACUGAGAGAUCAUUUUAUCACAACGGUCGACCAAGAAAAGAAACUGACUCGAGCAGUCUCGUCAGCCUCGGCACAGAAAACGAUAAUUUGUCAGAAUUACCAGAUUUUCUCACCGACCAUGCUCCUAAAAGCCCAAUUCCGAGAGAGAGCUUUGUGUAGCAUUGGAGUCACUGCGAUGAAAAUAUCAGGCAUGUGGUAAACCACCCUGGAUUUCCCUUGAGGAGAUCAGAAGAUAAUAUCCGACGUGCGAUAAGAUUAGCGAUGAUAUCCGAUAGUAAUUUAACCUUAUAAUCUGCGGAUAAACCAUACUAUAUCCAAAAUCUAUCCGAUUGAUUGUAUUCGCCUUUUCGGAAAUAUAUUACCAAAAUAGUCCCCGCGUAUCACAAUUAAAACCAGGGCCGCACAGAGAAUGUUAGGGGCCCGGGGCAAAAGUCUCGCAAGAAAAAUGCAUCAGAAUAAAAUGGCGUAGCUAGUUCCUGUAACAUAGCUCCACUGUGAUGCCGCCCGUUCAAUAAUGACUUAAUGUAUCGCCUGAAGCUUGAGUGGUGUUCGUAAGGUAUCUUAAAGCUUGGGGGAUAAUAAAGCAAUCGAAAGGGUGGGGUCAUACUCCCCGAAAUUCUGAUACUUGGGGUGCAGCACAAGCGAUUUCCUUAUGGUUUUGGGUGAAAUUUUCACCAUAUUAAAUACAGUAUAUUGUUUAUUCUAUUUAGCAAUUAGUCGCCGAGGUGGUUACA
This is a messenger RNA of Dendronephthya gigantea, 3426 nucleotides long. RefSeq names its product insulin-like growth factor 1 receptor. Gene Ontology annotation, cellular component: membrane; signaling receptor complex. The record is from RefSeq and is a predicted model, not a curated record. The transcript has 23 exons. Lineage: Eukaryota; Metazoa; Cnidaria; Anthozoa; Malacalcyonacea; Nephtheidae. Bases 17 to 2851 code for a protein of 944 amino acids. Gene Ontology annotation, biological process: protein phosphorylation; multicellular organism development; cell surface receptor protein tyrosine kinase signaling pathway. Gene Ontology annotation, molecular function: protein binding; ATP binding; transmembrane receptor protein tyrosine kinase activity.